Molecule: messenger RNA, 1808 nt
Organism: Pyrus x bretschneideri (Chinese white pear)
Lineage: Eukaryota; Viridiplantae; Streptophyta; Magnoliopsida; Rosales; Rosaceae
Product: arogenate dehydratase/prephenate dehydratase 2, chloroplastic
Exons: 11
Coding region: 64-1278 (404 amino acids)
Biological process (GO): L-phenylalanine biosynthetic process
Cellular component (GO): chloroplast; cytoplasm
Molecular function (GO): arogenate dehydratase activity; prephenate dehydratase activity
Source: RefSeq, a predicted model, not a curated record
CCGUCUUUAAAAAAUCUCGGAAAGUAUCUCAGGCGCCAUCAGAACCUUCCCAAUCGUCGCGCCAUGGCGGCGUCUUCGGUGGAACGAUCCGGGAUCGCCACAACCCCUUUCCCACGACACGUCGUAUCGAAGCGCUUCCCUUCCGAUCACUUCCCCAAACCAACUUUGAACUUCGAAAUCCGCUCCAGACGCUGUCGUAUAGGCCUGGCCCUGGCUUCUCUUCGCUCAUCAGACGAAAGCACCAGUAACAGAAAUUACGGCGGUGGUCACAGAAACCUGGUUGGAGGCGCUAUGGAAUUGGAGAGCGCCUUGGAGGACUUCCCUUACGACGUCGAAUCAAAAGACAUGCACACUCUCCCGAGACCUUUGUCUUCGAACCAUCUCUCCAAUUCGGUCUCUGAUGGCUCCCGCCUUCGCGUUGCAUAUCAGGGGGUUCGUGGAGCAUACAGUGAAUUAGCUGCGGAGAAAGCGUAUCCAAAUUGCGAAGCAGUGCCUUGUGAACAAUUCGAUACCGCUUUUGAGGCUGCUGAACGUUGGCUUGUGGACAGAGCAGUCUUACCAAUUGAGAAUUCAUUAGGUGGAAGCAUCCAUAGAAACUAUGACCUUUUACUCAGGCACAGGUUGCAUAUAGUAGGGGAAGUGAAACUUGCAGUUCGCCAUUGCUUACUGGCUAACCAUGGUGUUGAAAUUGAAGACCUGGAAAGGGUUCUUAGUCAUCCACAGGCUCUUGAUCAGUGUGAGAACACGUUAAUGAAGCUGGGAUUGGUCAGAGAAGCUGUGGAUGAUACUGCUGGUGCAGCAAAGCAUGUUGCUCUCCACAAACUGAAAGAUACAGGAGCUGUUGCCAGCUCAGCUGCUGCAGGCAUAUAUGGUCUGCAAAUACUUGCGCAUGAUAUUCAGGAUGAUUCUGACAAUGUUACUCGGUUUCUCAUGCUUGCUAGAGAACCAAUUAUUCCUGGCACAGAUAGGCCAUUCAAGACAAGUAUAGUCUUCUCACUAGAGGAAGGCCCUGGGGUCCUUUUCAAAGCUCUGGCUGUUUUCGCUUUGCGUCAAAUCAAUCUUACAAAGAUUGAAAGCCGUCCUUUGCGGAUGCAGCCCCUGCGAGCGUCUGAUGAUAGUAACGGUGGAUCUCCAAAGUACUUUGACUAUCUUUUUUAUGUGGAUUUUGAAGCAUCAAUGGCUGAUCAGAAUGCACAAAAUGCCCUUCGGCAUCUCAAGGAGUUUGCAACAUUCUUGCGGGUGCUAGGGAGUUACCCGAUGGAUACAAGCAUGACAUGACCGACUGACCUACAAAUGUGUAAGAAACUAGUGAAUCUAUCAUACAUAUUAUACACAAGUUUGAAUUCCAUCAAGCUUUAGUAGCACCACAAAGUCACAAUAAAAACAAAACCGGAACUGCCUACAUACCUCUAAUCAUUGGCUUUACCCCAUGAAACUUGUUCACGAGCUCAAGCUGAGGGAAACUUCGCAGGGAACUGGCUACUAGAUGGUUUGAUCUUCACUAUUCUUUUUCAUACCGAUCAUUUGAAGGCGGCACCUACUAUUAUAAGAAACAUCCAUUUCAUUGUUUUCGUCAGUGCAGUAGUACAAUACUAUUAAGUUGAAAACUUGUCAUGUUCAAUAUAAUUGAUCAUAUGCAUCAAUGUUUUGAAAAUGUUAUUGUAACUGCUAAAAUAUACGUUGUCGUAAAAGGUUCGUGUAGUUUUUGGAAACGGUAAGAAGUUCCAUAUAAUUUUCUUAAAACCUCAACGCAGUUUGAUGUAAUUUCCCUACAAAUAUUUAUGUCAUUCGUGUGGAACGCACCUCAA